AGUGUGUUCGAGGCUCGUCGAGCAGCAGGGGAACUUGAAAACUUCGCUACGUCCAGACAGCGAGACCUGGGGUCGGACAUUUGGCGACUGGGGGCUGAAUCGGCUGCUUCUCGUCCCGCUGUGAUCGACAGAGGAGGACCGGUCCGGUUCCUUGGAACGAUUUCCGGCCAACAUGGAUGAUUUAGAUGCUUUAUUGGCGGACCUUGAGUCCACAACAUCCCACAUUUCCAAGCGUCCACUCUUCCUGUCUGACGAGACCGCCUACUCCUUCCCUGUCGGGGGUCAGACCCAACAAGACAGCUCCUCUCCACCCCAAGUCCCACCCACGCCCUCUGAGCAAAAUGGACUAGAUGAAACAGAGUCUUUCAGCUCAGCUCAAAGAAGUCCCUGGUCGAGAGAUAGCGGCAGUCCAACCCAACCAACUGGUGAAGAGGACCACGUAUACAGUUUCCCUAAUAAGCAGAAGAGCAGUGAGUCAUCAGCUGUUGCCAUGAACUCAUCUUUGGGCAGCAACCUGUCUGAGCUGGACCGCCUGCUGCUGGAGCUUAACGCUGUCCAGCAAAGCACUCCUGCCUUCCCCACAGAAGAAGAAGCAGCACCCCCGCUGCCUGCAAGCAGCAUCAUCCACAAUAUCCAGGAGAAUGGAGUCUCGACUGCAGGCAAGACUGCACCACCUAUACUAGAGAAACCCAAACGCAGUAUGGCAAAUCGAGGAAUAGAGGACGUAAGACCAAGUGUAGAGAGCCUUCUGAAUGAGCUGGAAAGUUCUGUGCCCUCACCUAUUCCCACACCUUUGGUUGUGUCGGAUGAACAAUUAGAUGGACAAGAGGAAACACCAGCACAGCAGCAAGCCAGAAUGUCUGCCUCCUCUGCCACACGAGAGCUGGAUGAGCUAAUGGCCUCCCUGUCUGACUUCAAAGUCCAAAGCAAUAUCCAGUCCCAGGGAAAGACCUCCCCCACUGGUCCUCCCAAACCUGCCAACAAACUGGACAACAUGCUGGGCAGCCUGCAGUCCGACCUCAACAGGCUUGGAGUUCAGACAGUGGCUAAAGGUGUCUGUGGAGCCUGCAAGAAACCCAUCGUAGGCCAGGUGGUGACAGCCAUGGGCAGAACGUGGCACCCCGAGCACUUUGUGUGCACCCACUGCCAGGAGGAGAUAGGCUCCAGGAACUUCUUUGAGCGGGACGGGCAGCCUUACUGUGAGAAGGACUACCAUAACCUGUUCUCACCACGAUGCCACUACUGUAAUGGACCCAUACUGGAUAAAGUGGUGACUGCUUUGGACAAGACUUGGCAUCCAGAGCACUUCUUCUGUGCCCAGUGCGGAUCCUUUUUCGGACCAGAGGGUUUCCAUGAGAAGGAUGGGAAGGCGUUCUGCAGAAAGGACUACUUUGACAUGUUUGCCCCAAAAUGUGGUGGCUGUGCCCGCGCCAUCCUGGAGAACUACAUCUCAGCUCUCAACUCACUCUGGCACCCUGAGUGCUUCGUCUGCAGGGAGUGCUUCACACCUUUCAUUAACGGCAGCUUCUUUGACCACGACGGCCAGCCGUACUGCGAGGCGCACUACCACGAGCGGCGUGGCUCGCUGUGCUCCGGCUGCCAGAAGCCCAUCACCGGCCGCUGCAUCACUGCCAUGGGCAAGAAGUUCCACCCGGAGCACUUUGUGUGUGCUUUCUGUCUGAAGCAGCUGAACAAAGGCACCUUCAAAGAGCAGAAUGAUAAGCCCUACUGCCAAGGCUGCUUCAUCAAACUCUUCAGUUAGACUGUGUGUUUGAGUACAAAUGUGUGUACACGCGUCUUAUACGUUAUUAACAUGUCUGAAUGCACGUGUGGAUGUGUGUGCCAUCACGUGUCUAGCAUGUAUUAGUCAAUGAAGUGUUUUUUCAGACUGAGGGCGUUGAUGUGCUGGUGGAUGACAUCAGAAGGGUGAGGAAUGUGUCUGACUUUUAUUGACACUGAAGGGACUUCCCUGGAUAUCCAACCUCUCAGGCUUGGCACUUCACACUUUUGCUAAAGACAUUUUUAAACAGAGCCCAAAGAGAUUUUUAUUUACAAAACAGAGUAGAGAGUUUUUUCUUCCAGUGUGCAGCAAAGAAUAAUUUCCCCUUGUGCGUGUGUACAUAUAUAAUCACAUGAUGGUCAAGUUAGGAGCCCUGAUUUGUAAAUGAUUUUAUUCCCCCAUCGCAGGGCUAGACCUUGCACCAUAUGGUGGUUUUAUGCAGAUGUCAGACAACUGCUUGAUUGCAUGGACCAUGGAGAGUUUUAAAAUAUGUUGAGUGUUGAAUACCCUGUGCUUGGCCAAUGAGUGUAAUCUAUGAAAAAGAUGUAUUUUUCUAGCUUUUGAGGUGCCAUUUAAAAUAACCAUCAAAUACUCGAAAUGUACACAGAUACAGACUCACACUGAACCCCUCGGUCCUCGUCUCUUCUUAAAACAAAAAACAAACAAACAAACAAAAAAAACAGUUCAAACCCACCGCACACUCCAACCACAGAUCUCUUGACGAGACCGUCUUAAGGUGCAUUUUACAGGAGUCGGCAAAAUAUUAGCCAGUCCUUAUUUUUCUACUGUUGUACUAUGAAAAUGUUUUCUCAGUUUCAGCGAACAUUACAGUCACAUCUGUGCCCUUUUAACUUUUAUGAAAAAAUUCCUGUAGCAACUUGGAACUCUGUUUUUACUUUCCCGCUGCACAGUGUGUGUUGUGUCAGUUACAUUCAAAUAAAAGUUAAAUGUUUGCCGCUCAUAAUGAAAGUAGGUCAAUAAGAAUAUGUGUACUUUGCUUAAUUUUGAACUGAGGGUGUAAUUUGAAAACAAGCCAAAAUAAAGCUGAUGUUACUGCUGAUCAUCAUCACGCAGAUUUAAAUCAGAAGAAUUUAAUUAAGUAUAAAUAAUUACUCAGUUCAGCAUUGUUUCCAUGUCUCACCAUUGCCUCUCCUGUGACUCUUAUCAUUGUAUUAAAAUCUAACAAUAUGGCUGUUUCAAGAUUUAAUAAUGUGGUUUUGCAUUUGGAUUAGAUGCAUGCUUUCUUUUAUCUGGAGUUUUUCUCAGCACUUGCUGCCAGUCGCCGUUACAAUCAGAAUCUGAAUUUGUAUACCUGUAAUAUGCUCGACUUUGUGACAGAACUGUGUUUUGUCGCUGUUUUGAUGAAAAUACAUAUAUAUAUAUAUAUUUUUGAGCCAUUCGUGCUCACACUGAUAUGCAAAGAGCUGGCUCUAUUGGCAUGUAGGCUAAUAACCGUAGUUUUGCCCCUACUCACACAACAUGUACCAGCUUGGAUUCCAGUGUGUCAGACUUCCAAACGCAGUCCUGAUUAUUUUCAUUAUGAGUCAUGAGCGAUGAUCACGCUGUCUGAGUUGAUAUCAGAGCUUGGAUCACUGAUGGGAGCUGUAUGUCAGUGUCAGCUGGUCAGGAAUCAGAAUGCACCGUAUCAGGGCCGAGCCUUUAGCAAAAUCUGUAAUGACUCCUGUAUCUUUAUUUUAUUUGCAGCUCUUUUUUGCCACUUCUUUGAGACAAUGUGUGAUUUUAUUUUAUUUGUUCUUGUCUUUCAUUUUGAUCACUAGGUGUGUGAGGAGUAAAUAGACGGUAUCCACAUUAAGAUUAUUUUUACUAUGAGAUGUUUGCUCUUGUGCCAAAUGUGUCAAUGCAAUAAGGUCUUAUACACUGUGGAGUUCUCAACCUUUCCUGUGAUUUGACUCUUUGUGGGGCUGAACUCUGGGAGAGGCUUCAUCUGCUGGGGUGCAUGUUAAAAGUUUACACUGUAUUAGACGAGCCGAGGAGAAGCCUUGUGCACUGAGUCAUUCAGCGGACAGUAUAGUGUACACUCGUAGCUGAUUCAGAUUCACAGGAAGUAGCAGGGGAAGAUGAACAGGAGCUGUGAGUUUAUUUCUUUCCCCAUGUAUAUUUAUCUGCUUAUAGUUUUUGCUUCUCUCAAAGAUUUCAUGGAAAUAUAAGAAUCAAAGCCUUUUAUUGUUAAUGAGAUUAAGUGAACUUUGUAAAUGGAGACAUUCAUGUGAUCUUUUACCAAUUGAAUUUUCUCUUGAGCCACAAGUUUUACUGGCUCUUUGUUUGGGUGGGGUGUAAGCCUGUAUGGGUCCUGAUUACUGACUGAUUAUUAUAACUGCUGCAAAUAAAAUAAGUACUUUAUUUCUGA
Acanthopagrus latus (yellowfin seabream) is the source of this 4148-nucleotide messenger RNA. RefSeq names its product paxillin-like. Lineage: Eukaryota; Metazoa; Chordata; Actinopteri; Spariformes; Sparidae. Gene Ontology annotation, biological process: substrate adhesion-dependent cell spreading; transforming growth factor beta receptor signaling pathway; endothelial cell migration. The coding region runs from base 173 to 1762 and encodes 529 amino acids. The record is from RefSeq and is a predicted model, not a curated record. The transcript is spliced from 11 exons.